AUGGGGCGAGAUCGAGAUCCGAGCGUGAAAAGGGGCGGAAAGCGGGAUUUCAGAACCCCUAUUGCGGACCCUCUAAGAUCUGAAGCAGCUCAGAACGCCACAGCUGGGAUGAUUUCCCAGAUUAGGAAACUUGAAGACAUUACACCGGGGAGCGUGAGUGUCAUUUUGGAAGAACUCCACAGGAGUGACCUGUCCAGUGAAGAGGUUGUGGAAGAACAUAGUGAGUUUGGCAAGUGGAGUUUAGGUGAAAAUGAACCUUAUGAGACUACUGAUGGUACUCAACAUUUUAAUGAAGCUAGCAUGGACAUCAGCUCUGAGGAAGAUGAGAGGACACUGACAAUGAUUGAUCCUCUUUAUGGUGACAGUUUUGUCAGUAGCCAAUCCAAUGAGGAUGAAUGUGUAGCUGGUGAUGAGCCUGGUCCACAGCCAGAGGAGCAGGUGGUUGAAGGCUCAAAGUCAGUAAAGAAAAACAAAGAGAAAACCUUGAAAAAGCUAGAAGAAACAUUUUCUCAGUUGACUGAUGUGAAAGACCUCAAGGCAUACUUUGCUUUACACUCGCGCAUGUGGGUGAUUGUUUCCAUCAAUAAGUUGGUCGAACUAUCCACAGACACAUGUGCUUUCAUUAGUGGAGGGAAAGUUUGUGCAUGGAGAAGUUCUCUGUGUAACACAAAAUGUGACUUCCAUUGGAUCACGAGUUGAGAUCACAAGGAAAUGUAGAAAUGGGCACAGCCAAAAAUGGAUUUCAUCAGAGGUCCUGGGAGCAAUUUAAGCACAACUCAGAUAUUUAUCUUAAUGAUAAUUUGUUGGCUGCAGCGAUAAUAAUUUCUGGUAACAAUUAUAGCAAAUUUGCUCUACUGUGCAAGGCCCAAGGACUGAGCAUCAUUAGCAGCAAUAUAUUCACGCGUUUUCAGACGCGUAGUGCUGCUCCUGUUAUUAAUGAUGUUUGGAACAAAAUGAAUGCCCUGAUAGUCUAUGUACUUAAGCAGUAUGAAGAGAUAUGUUUGUGCGGAGAUGGCAGAAAUGAUUCACCUGGUCAUUCUGCAAGGUAUUGUGUCUAUACCUUGAUGGAACAUGCCACUAAAGUUGUCGUUGACAUGGCUGUUGUUGACAAGAGAGAAACUGGUGGCAUAGACAA
Messenger RNA from Stylophora pistillata, 1135 nucleotides. RefSeq lists its product as uncharacterized. The record is from RefSeq and is a predicted model, not a curated record. Lineage: Eukaryota; Metazoa; Cnidaria; Anthozoa; Scleractinia; Pocilloporidae.